Emiliania huxleyi CCMP1516 is the source of this 864-nucleotide messenger RNA. RefSeq lists its product as hypothetical. The transcript has 5 exons. The record is from RefSeq and is a predicted model, not a curated record. The coding region runs from base 1 to 864 and encodes 287 amino acids. Lineage: Eukaryota; Haptophyta; Isochrysidales; Noelaerhabdaceae. Gene Ontology annotation, molecular function: oxidoreductase activity, acting on the CH-OH group of donors, NAD or NADP as acceptor; zinc ion binding.
AUGUCGGCUCCGCGCACGGUCAAGUGCUGGGCUGCGGCGAAGCCAAAGGCCGCGCUCGAGGAGGUGUGCAUGGAGGUGCCAUCGCUUGGUCCCCACGGCGUCGAGCUACGGGUGCAGUUUUGCGGCCUCUGUGGCUCGGAUGUGCACCUGAUCAACUCAGACGGCGGCUACGCAGACUUCACCGGGUUUGCAGUCGGCAAGCCGCAGGUGUGCGGACACGAGGUGAUCGGCAUCGUCACCGCGGUUGGAGAGGAGGUCACGCACGUCAAGGUGGGCGAGCGCGCGGGCAUCGGCUGGCAGAACGGCGCGUGUCACGAGUGUGAGUGGUGCAAGAAGGGCGACGAGCAGCUCUGCGCUUCGGUCAAGGCGACGUGCUGCGAAGGCAACGUCGGCGCCUUCGCCGACUACGUCCGCAUACAGGACGGCAAGUUCUGCUUCGCCAUCCCGGAAGCGUGCGACUCGGCGCAGACGGCACCUCUGAAGCCGCCGCGACUCUGCUCCGCGCCGCUGCUGUGCGGCGGGCAGACCGUCUGGACGCCGCUGGUGCAGCAGACCAAGGACGGCGACAAGUUUGCGAGCGCGCUCGGCCGCGAGGUGACGGCGCUGUCGGGGUCCGCCUCAAAGGCGGAGGAGGCCAAGGCGCUCGGCGCGCACGCCUUCGCCGGCACGCUCGACUUCAUCUUGGUGACACUCGCCACCACUCAGACGGGCGGCCGCAAGGAGAUGGAGUCCAUGCUCGCCUUCUGCGCCGAGAAGGGCAUCGGCGCGAGCGUCGUCCUGCGCCCGAUGGACGAGGUGAACGCGUGCCUGGCGGAGCUCGAGAGUGCAAAGCACGCGAAGCGCUUCGUGCUCACGCGCGACUAG